CAAGCGCUCGCGAGCAUCGCCUAGCUACCUUAGCUUGCUCAGUCUCGCUGUCUGCUCUCUAGCUUCCUCAAUUCCUCCACAGACGGGCACGGCUCUACCAUAACGUGCGAGCUAGCUGUGGUGCGAGCCGGUUGAUGAGGAGGCCUGCUGGCGUGGGAGCUCGGUGGGCGCUGGCGCUGGCCCUUGCGCUGGCCACGGCCUCGUGCUCGUGCGUGACCCAUGGCGCCAGAACCACACCAAGUUCAGGCGCCGACGUCCUACGACCUGGCGGUGAGGCGACGCCCUCCGGAACCGCAGGCCAGGACGACUACAGAGGACAGGCGGCAUCCCCGUCAAAUCAGCAGAAGCGGGAGGGGGAGGGGCAGCAAGGGAUGAUGACGCUCAAGGAGCGAGCGGUGACGGGGUCGCGGCUGCCGGACUGCGCGCACGCGUGCGGGGCGUGCGCGCCGUGCAAGCGGGUCAUGGUCAGCUUCCGGUGCGCCGAGGCCUCCGAGUCGUGCCCCAUCGCCUACCGCUGCAUGUGCCACGGCAGGUUCUUCCGCGUCCCCGCCCUCUAGCGGCUCGCCGUGCUCCGCAACGUACCCCGGUCGGCGGUCGCGCCACUACUUUUAGUCUUUUACCGUUUAGCUAGCUUUGUGAUUUUGCUCUUGUUUGGUAUCGGCGUGAUGCUUGUGGAUCGUUUGUUCCUCGAGUGUUGUA
Messenger RNA from Triticum aestivum (bread wheat), 699 nucleotides. RefSeq names its product protein EPIDERMAL PATTERNING FACTOR 2-like. The transcript has 2 exons. The coding region runs from base 135 to 557 and encodes 140 amino acids. Gene Ontology annotation, biological process: stomatal complex development; guard cell differentiation. Lineage: Eukaryota; Viridiplantae; Streptophyta; Magnoliopsida; Poales; Poaceae. The record is from RefSeq and is a predicted model, not a curated record.